Molecule: messenger RNA, 1766 nt
Organism: Apis mellifera (honey bee)
Lineage: Eukaryota; Metazoa; Arthropoda; Insecta; Hymenoptera; Apidae
Gene: Tpi
Product: triosephosphate isomerase
Exons: 5
Coding region: 159-902 (247 amino acids)
Biological process (GO): glycolytic process; gluconeogenesis; glycerol catabolic process
Cellular component (GO): cytosol
Molecular function (GO): triose-phosphate isomerase activity
Source: RefSeq, marked provisional
GGGGAUUUCAUAAAAUCGGGUUGGAAGGAACGUGACUAAAUUCACCUUCUGUAUUGUUGAAGGUCGAAAGAAUAUUUUCAAAAUUUGUUUCAGAUUUGCAAGUAACUUGCAAAUUUAUUACUAUUAAUAGUUUACUUGUAUCAAUAUACUCUAAGGCCAUGGGUCGUAAAUUUUUUGUUGGUGGUAAUUGGAAAAUGAAUGGUACCAAAAGUGAAAUAAAUGAUAUUGUUGGCUUUUUAAAAAAAGGUCCACUUGAUUCAAAUGUUGAGGUUGUUGUUGGUGUACCAUCUAUAUAUUUAACAUAUGCCAAGAAUAUAUUACCCAAUAAUAUUAGUAUUGCUGGACAAAAUACAUAUAAGGUUGCAAAAGGAGCAUUUACUGGAGAAAUAAGUCCUGCUAUGCUUUUGGACAAUGGAAUCCCAUGGGUAAUUCUUGGUCAUUCCGAACGUAGAAAUAUUUUUGGUGAAAAUGAUGAAUUAAUAGCAGAAAAAGUAGCCCAUGCUUUAGAAAGUGGACUAAAGGUAAUUGCAUGUAUUGGAGAAAAAUUAGAAGAAAGAGAAGCUGGUAAAACAGAUGAAGUAGUUUUUAGACAGACAAAAGCUAUUGCAAAUAAAAUCAAUUCAUGGGAUAAUGUAGUUGUUGCUUAUGAACCAGUUUGGGCAAUUGGAACGGGUAAAACAGCCACACCACAACAAGCUCAAGAGGUUCAUGAAAAAUUAAGAAAUUGGUUUUCUAAAAAUGUUAAUCAAACUGUCGCAGAAACUGUUAGAAUUAUUUAUGGAGGUUCAGUAACAGCAGGAAAUGCAAAAGAUUUAGCAAAAGAGAAAGAUAUUGAUGGAUUUUUAGUUGGUGGAGCAUCUCUAAAACCUGAUUUUGUACAGAUCGUUAACGCUAAGCAGUGAGAUGAAAUAUUCUUUAUAUAAGAAUAUUAUUCCUUAAAUUAAUAUACACUCUAGAAUGUGUAUAUUAUAAUAAGUAUAAAAUAAGUAAGAAUUAAUUUAUAAAUAUUUUUCUUGUUGUUUGUAUAGAGAAAGUUUUAUGUCAUGUUCCUGCAAUGAAGAGUUAUUAUCUUACAAUUAACAAUAAAAUAUAUAUUUCAUUCUUCUAUUCUUAAAAAAACAUAUGCUUGUUGUAAAUACAUAAUCAUUAAUAAUUCAAUAAAUGUUACAACAAAAUGUAAGUUUCAUAAUUUAUUUAACCUUUUAAUCUAAUUCAUCAACUAAUCCUUUAAUCAUAACAUUUUCAGGCAUAGAAUUAUUGGCAACUUUUGGAUCACCUCCAAGUUUUGCCUUUGCACAAGCAAUAUCAGAUAAACAUUUAAAUGUUCGUGGUUCCCAAAUAGCCAAAAUUGCUAAUGAUUUGCGAUUUAAUAAUAUAUUACAUCUACUUAAUCCUUCUAAUAGCACUUUUAAACCAAUACCAUGUUCAUUUGUAGCAGCAUCUAUUCUAGUUUCCCAAAGCUCUCUCAUAUCUUGUUUUUUAAGUUUUCUUCCUUUUGUAGAAAACUGCAAUGCUCUAUGUACACUUUUAAUAGUUAAGCUAUAGCAAUUUCUUCUUCUUCCAAUAUAAUGCGCAGCGAGUUUGAAUAUUUGUCGUUUUCGCCAGAAUUCAUCAGGACCCCGACAUCUCACAAAUAACUGUGCACUUAAAAAUACCAUUUUUCUUUUAAAUUUAAAUAAAUAAUAAAAGCAAAUGUUUAUAUGAUAUUUAUAUAAUUUUUAUUUUCACAAAUAUAGUGCAUAAGUAAUCACAUAACCUAAAUAUAU